Prinia subflava (tawny-flanked prinia) is the source of this 6557-nucleotide messenger RNA. RefSeq names its product protein O-glucosyltransferase 3 (gene POGLUT3). Bases 74 to 1645 code for a protein of 523 amino acids. The transcript has 9 exons. Lineage: Eukaryota; Metazoa; Chordata; Aves; Passeriformes; Cisticolidae. Gene Ontology annotation, cellular component: endomembrane system. Gene Ontology annotation, molecular function: glucosyltransferase activity; protein binding. The record is from RefSeq and is a predicted model, not a curated record.
CGGGGAGCGGGCGGGGGCCGCGCAGGGCCGGAGGAGGGCCCGGACCCCGCUCCGAGCGGGCGCUGUGGGGGCGAUGGGGGCCGGCGGGGCGAUGGGGACCCGCGGGCUGCCGCCGCUGCCGCCGCUGCUGCUGCUGCUGCUGGGCGCCGCGGGGCCGCUGCUGCGGCCGGCGGAGUCGGCGGAGCCGGCGGAUCCCGUCAGCGCCGAGCGGAGCCUGGCGUGGGGCCCCGGGCUGGACGCGCGGCUCACCGUGCCCGUGCGGCACUUCUACAUCCAGGCGGUCAGCGCGGCCGGACGCAACUUCUCCCGCUCCCCGCCAGGGAGAACACAGUUUAAAGUGGUAAUUAAAGCACUCUCUCCAAAAGAAGUCACCAGAAUUUACACCCCUUGGCCUUUGGAUAGAAAUGAUGGUACAUUCCUCAUGCGGUAUCGGAUGUAUGGAAGUGUCACAAAAGGCUUAAAAAUUGAGAUUCUUUAUGGUGAUCAGCAUGUGGCUCAAUCACCUUAUAUUUUGAAAGGACCAGUUUAUCAUGAAUACUGUGACUGCCCUGAGGAAGACCCUGAGGUGUGGCAGGACAUGAUGUCCUGUCCAUCCCAAGAACCUCAGAUUACACAAGACUUCAUUUCGUUUCCCACCAUCGACCUGCAGCGAAUGCUUAAGGAAAUCCCAGCAAAGUUCAGCCCCACCAGAGGUGCUCUUGUUCAUUACACUGUUCUUGAUAAUCACAUCUACCGGCGCUCCUUAGGGAAGUACACAGACUUCAAAAUGUUCUCGGAUGAAAUGCUCCUGUCCCUGGCUAGGAAGGUUCGCCUUCCUGACGUGGAGUUUUACCUCAAUGUUGGAGACUGGCCAGUUGAGCAUCGCAAAGCUAAUGACACCCCUGGCCCUGUACCUGUCAUCUCCUGGUGUGGCUCUGUGGAUUCCAGAGAUAUCAUCCUGCCUACCUAUGAUGUAACCCACUCGACUCUGGAAACCCUGCGGGGAGUCACCAAUGAUCUCCUUUCCAUUCAGGGAAAUACAGGCCCCUCCUGGGAAAACAAAACUGAGCGGGCUUUAUUCAGAGGGCGAGACAGCCGAGAGGAACGUCUUCAUCUUGUCAAGUUAUCCAAGGAAAAUCCAGAGCUACUAGAUGCUGGGAUAACUGGAUAUUUCUUCUUCAGAGAAAAAGAAAAAGAGCUGGGGAAGGCUCAGCUGAUGGGCUUCUUUGACUUCUUUAAGUAUAAAUACCAAGUGAAUGUAGAUGGCACUGUAGCUGCUUAUAGGUUUCCAUACCUCUUGCUGGGUGACAGCCUGGUAUUGAAGCAAGAUUCCCAGUACUAUGAACACUUUUAUAUUGGAUUAAAACCUUGGAAGCAUUAUGUUCCAGUUAAAAGAAACUUAGAGGACUUGAUAGAGAAAAUAAAAUGGGCUAAGGAAAAUGAUGAGGAAGCAAGAAAAAUUGCUAAAGAAGGACAACUAAUGGCAAGAGAAUUACUUCAGCCUCACAGGUUUUACUGCUACUAUUAUAAAGUGCUCCAGAAAUAUGCCGAACGCCAAGCCAGCAAACCUGAAAUACGGGAUGGAAUGGAACUUGUACCUCAGCCUGACGACAGGGACUCGGUGUGCAGUUGCCACAGGAAAAAGCCUUUAAGGGAAGAUCUGUAACUGUACUGGAUGGAGAAAAUGACCCACUUAAAAUGCAAGAAUAGGAAUUAAGCUGUGAAAUCUAAGACUCUAAUGCAGUUGCAGACAUUCUUAGUUAUGUAUUCUUCUUGUAUUUUCAUACCCUUUUUCACGCUAGUUCUGAUCUGCAGUGUUGGUUCUCACAGUUUUGGCUCUAUGACCACCACCAGACAGUGGGGAAUGUCUGGGGGAUUUGUUUGAUGUACUGCAUCAGCAGGAAGAAGAGCACAGAGCUGCUCGUGUUCCAGAUGGGACCUGUUUACCAAAGGUUUAUGAGGAACUAGUCACCACAGAAGAUCUUGCCAUGAGUCAGUGCAAGUUAUUCUAAAGGAGCAUUUGUGACACAUUGAAACAGUGUUAUGAUUUCCUCAUAAAGUUUACCUCAGUGUUAGAUUGUUUCUUGUAUACAAAACAAUUUUUGAACUAGACAAAGAAAAUGAGUAUUUGUGAUUUACAGAUAUCAGAUCUGGUCAUGCUUCCCGAUUAUUUUGUGGUCUGUGACAGGUAACAGACAAUGUGAUAUAACACUCAUCAAUUUUAGAGGAAAAUGGAGAGGAAGGGGAGAGAUUAGAAAAAUAUGUUUAUAAGCAUCAUGGCUGUGAAUCACCAGAAUUAAAUGCUGCUUUAAACAGACUCUGUAGCUAGCACAAUCACAGUGCUUUGGGUGCCAAGUCACCAUUCUGAAGACCUGUUCCCUGCCAGUGGCUGUCUGUGAAUGUAGGCACAGAUCCACAAAAGGACUUGGGAAUUUCAGGCCGUGGGAAACACUGGUGUCUUAGUUCAACAAUACCAUCUACAGUAUUCUAGAUUAUGUGAAAUCUGAAAUUCGUUACCAGAGUUUUAGACCACCUAGGUUUACCUGUUGUGUAAUAGUUGGGGGUUAGAGUCCACAUAAAGCAAUUGGGAAUCUGGUGGUCCUCCUUGGUUUAAUUCAAAGCCAUUUUUUCCAGAGGGUGCCUUAGCUCCAGACUGGACAAGAGGUUUUCAGGUCUUGUGCUGAAGUUCACAUGCACCCAUGAAGUUAGCAAUGUGAAAUUCACAAGGGCAGAAGGAUCUGGUCAUACCUUUUGGAUAAAGUCUGCCUUUGGAUGGGGCAGAAGAAAAAUCCUAGUCCUGGAUGCAGUUCUGAAUACCUGUGUUCAUUUUUGCCCACUUCAAAAUGCAUAAAUAGUCCUGGCAGGAGACACCAAUACCAAGACUGGUGCUCACAAGCACCCAUUUCUGUGUUUCCAUCUUGGCUAAUUCAGCCUGCCUGAGCAGCUCCUGAUUCACUACAGUCAGAUAAAGCUUUCAUGGAUACCAAAUUUUUCCUACGCUAAAAAGAAUGGAGAUGUCUUCAGACAGUAGACUUGUCUGAUUUGGUGCAUAAAAUUCAGUGCUCUACAUGUCAUGCAGGCUUCUUUCUUGAUUCUGUGCUGCAAAUUACAUAAAAUUUCUGCAUUAGAACAGGAGGAAAGGCAGUAUGCUAAAUAUGGAAAGAACUGUGGCUUUCUUGAGAGCUCAGUGCAACUGUCCAUCAGUCAUUUAUUAAAUUAUGCCAGUUAAGAAAAGAACCUGUAUCAUGUGUCUGUACCCAUAAUCCUCUUUGUUCUGGUGCUAACACUCAUAUUUAUAGUGGUUGUAUUUUUAUUUAGCAUGAAAAUCACUCCCAGAACUUCAGGCUAUAAAUACAUGUUUAACUCACCUGACAUAAAAUUUUCUACAUCAAAGUUCAGGAAGAACAGGGUUCCAUUGCUGAAGCUGACAUUUAAAGACUGAGUGUUAGUUUAAAGACUUUGUUCUAUGUGUACUGUCAUUUUUACUGCAUUACAUGAUCUUAUUUUGGGAAAUUACUCAUUAUGCCAUGUGCUUUUUAUGUUCACCAAUGUUUAUGGAGGUGGUGUGCUCAGCAAAGGCAAGUAAACGUAAAAGAUGUUUGAACAACAAAGUUUUCCACAUAUUUCAAAUCAGUAGUCCAAAAGUGACUCAUUUAUAUUUUUUGAAGAAUAGGGAGAGAAUAGGGGGAGUCAUGAUAGAUACUUCAUGGUUCUUUGGAAAUAUCUAUGUAGGAAAACUUGCCUAGCUUGAAACAGAAGUGUCUCAAACUGAAGGAAAAAUCAGAUAAAAUUUAUAUUAUGAAUUAAAUAAAUGUGAAUAUUUUAUCCCUCCUUUCUUCCCUCAUAAAAAGAGAAAGUAACUAUUCUUAAUUCUUCUCUGCCAGAAAAAUCCUUGCUUUUGUAAUAAGUGUCAUUUCAAAGCAAAUACUAGUUUGUCAACAGAGUGCCUUACAGAUGCUUUUACAGCUUACAGGCAAGAAAUAUCCUGAAAAAUAUGACUGCAUUGAUCUUCUUGUUGUAAUUAAAAAAUAGUAGAGAUGGUGGAACUUUUACUACAAGUCCACAGCAAUUUGAGAAAAUGUGGUUCAGUUUAUAACUAUAGCUCUUCGUUACCAAAAGAAGGUAAGGCAAAGUCUCUCUUCUUUCCAUUGGUGUUACUAUAUGCAAUUUAAAAUGUAUUGAAGAACAAUCAUGACAUUUUCCCCACCAGGGCAGAAAAAUAUGUCAGAUCUAUUUGAGUUUGAUGAGAGGAUGAUACCCAUCAGCCUGGUGUGUUACAGGAAAUGCUAAAUAUUGAGGAAAACCUGGUUUUGCAAGUGAAGUGUAUUACAUACAUUAAGUAGAUUUUUUAAGUGGCGUAGACUGGACUUUGUAUUAUUCCGUGGUAAUUCUUGAACAGCGACUCUUGAAAAAUCUCUUGUUGGUGGUAAUUUUGGAAAACUGUUACCGUACCACAGUACUAAAUUUUGCUGUAGUGAUUUCAGUUUUUAACUAGAGAGUAAAACCUGUCCUAUUUUUGUUAGGGAUUUACCAGUGAUGACAGAGGUAGGUUUAUUUGUUUGAAAUAGUAUGUCCUAAAGCCCGGGGCUAAUGUCUUCAAACACAGGAGUCUGCAGAGAAGGGGUUUGACUUCCAUAAAUGUUGGGAAGGCAGAGCCUUUACCUAAGGUUCUUUAUUUUCAUAUUUCUUCAACUUUAACAUAGCUUCAUAUAGUGAACACUGCUUUUAUAUUAUGUCAUAUGUAUGUCCUAAUAUAUUUAGGCACCUCCAUUUGGAAAUACCCAACCUCACUGUUGUCUUGAAAUGAGAACUAGUAAAUCCUGAUCUGUUGAACAUAAAGGAGAUACAGUUAUGUAUUUUAGACUGUAUUUUUUUACAUUUACCUCAAGAUCACAAAUAUACUGGUUUCGUGACAGAAUUGUGCCAGGCCUGCCUUGUAGAUCCAUGAUUAAAAAACCCUAUAAUCAGAGCUUGUCUGAUGGAAUGUUAGAUUCAGGCAUCCAUGCUGGGAAGCAUACGCCCGACAUUUAUUUCAUUACAAAGUAAAUUAUUUAGUUAGGGAGGAGAGCUGACAAGCAAAACAUACAUCACCUGUUGCAGCACGUCGGAGAAGCUUGCAAAGAAACUAUAAUAGGGAAAAGAAGCAUUAUAUAAACCUAUGAUAUUAUCAGCUCCUUUAGCACUGCAGUUCUGCAAAAAUUUUGUCUGUAAGGGGGCUGAUGAAGUGCAAGAUUUUAUAUUAAUAUAUUAUUUAAGUUCACAGGAUUUAAUGGCUAGAAUCUUCUUGUCCGAGAAGUUUAAUAGCAUUUUAAUGAGGCUAUAUGACUACUAAUGCUUGAGUAUUGAGUACAAUGCUGCUGUGUUCAUAGUUGUUCAUAGGAAAAUCUAUACUGCAGUUAUGGUACUAGUUUUGGAUUUUGUUGUGAGAAUAAGGGGACAAGGAUUAUUUGCAUGUUUGUUUGAAGUAAUUUUAAACAUCUGUAGCACUUCCUUAAUUGAGUCCCAUCAUGUGAGCAGUGAUGAGCAGGAGGUGUGCUAGCAGGAGUGUGGCCAGCAGGUCAAGGCAGCUGCUGCUUCCCUCCUGCCUGGCAGUUGUGAGGCUGCAGCUGGAGUCCCAUAUUCAGCCUUGGACUCCUCGGUUCCAGAAAUACCUUGACACCCAACAUGGACCACAAGGGUGAUAAAGGCAGUGGGGCACACGGUGUGUGAGGGCAAGCUGAGAGAGCAGGGUUAGGUCAGCCUUGGAAAGAGAAGGCUUCUCAGAGGGACACAGCAGAAGUCCUAACAACAGACUGCAUCAUGGGAAAUUCCAAUUAGAUAAGGGAAAAAGAAUCCUAAACUGCUAUCCCCAGGAGAUGAAGGUUGGUCUGUGUGACCUCCAGAUGUUCAUUGUUCUGUGAACUACAUUUCAGUCACUCAACAAGCAUUAGUCACGUAGCAGAAGGAUGAGCUCAGCUCUUGAGUGUCUCCAAGAGGCAACAUAGCCUUUCUGUGCUGACACUUCUGACAAUAUUCAUGGUUAGGUCUCCUUUGGUAAUACUGACAAAGUUUUGCACCUAUUUUUUGUGUUGGCUUGUAAGGCUAUAAAGUUAUAUAUUAAUGUUAAUUAUACUUUUAUAAUAUUAAUAUGUAUAAUACAAUAAUUUACCUUACUAAUAUACAUUUUCACAAUAUAUCCUAGUCAUGCAGUACAUGGAAGAUUUGACAGAAGUGAGAUACAUUAAAUUGGCAUUACAGGCCUGGACUGAAAGUAUGAGACCUGCUCUUUGAAGAAGCUGAGUAUCUCCUUUACAGAUUCCUGAAGGAAGACUGUACCCAUCUCGCCAUCGCUGGGCCGAUCUUGCCAUAAUGGACCCUUUUCUACAGGAUCAUCUCUACAACAAAAACCCCAUCCGUUUCUCCAGGAGGAUUUAUCUGGACUGCUUCCAACACCCUGACCAAGAGGGUGUAAGGUCAUAUUCCUGACAAUUAUUUCAGGGUUUCUAGGAUUUUUGUUUGUUUGUUUGCUUGGUUUUUUUGUACUACUACAUUUGUAUGUUUCAUAUUCCUAGUAAAGAACUGUUAUUCCUAUUCCCAAA